UUGCGGCGCUUUAAAGGCUGAAGUCUGUGCUGAACGGGGAAGGAGGGAGGAGGAGGAGGAGGAUGAGGAGGAAAGGGAUCACGCUUUAAGUCCUGCGUGCUGCGGGAAGCUUCAUUUGUCAGUCGUGGAGACAGAGAGACACACUCCGUGAGUGAAAACGGGAGAAAACCGGCUCUUCAUAAUGUAGAUGUCUUUCUUUCUUCUUCAACCAGAAAAAUCUUGUAUUUUUUUUUUUUUUUUUGCUCUUGAAAUUUGUUUACGCACCAGAAAAGAGUGACUUGAAAACGCCGCAGGGAUGAGUGUUUCGUGGUCUCGUGCGCUUCAAACGGAUCCCAGCUCCUGAUGAAGGGACCAAACCGGACGCAAGGAGGCUGUCAGUGAUGGUUUCCGAGAGAAGAUCGCAAAGAAUUCCCAAAUCUAAAUGGAAUUAGUUGAGUCUGAAGUCCUUUGUGAAAGGAACAGACAUGGUACAUGGACGCAGCUUCCAUCACGUUGUUGCAAGUCUACUCAUGCUUGGGUUGGCCAUGGCAACAAAAAAGGACACUUCAGUGAGGAACAAUUCUGGAGUGAAGCCUGCAGGUCAAUGUGGAACAUGGGUGAAAGAAGCAGAAGGAGGGCUCUUUACUUCUCCCAAUUACCCAAACAAAUACCCCCCGAACACAGAGUGUGUUUACAUCCUUGAAGCCCCCCCAAGGCAGUGUCUUGAUCUGCACUUCGAGGAGAAUUAUUCAAUUGAGUCUUCUUGGGAAUGUAAAUUUGACAACAUCGAGGUCCGGGAUGGCCCAUUCAGCUUCUCCCCAAUCCUCGGGCGGUACUGUGGUCAGCACAGCCCGCCUGACAUCAGGAGUAGCGGCCGAUAUCUGUGGAUUAAAUUUGAAACAGAUGGAGAACUGGAAGGAGUGGGAUUUUCAGCUAGCUACAACUUCACAGCAGAUCCAGACUUUGGAGACUUGGGAGUUCCUCCACCACUGCCCUCCUGUCAGUACGACAUGGUCGGCCCUGAAGGGAUCGUCGAGUCUCAUCAGAUAACCAGAGACGGAAAGGCUGGUGCUGCAGAGGCAGUCGACUGUAAAUGGUACAUCCGUGCUCCACCUCGUUCCAAGAUCUAUCUGCGUUUUCUGGACUAUGAAAUGGCAAAUUCCAAUGAAUGCAAGCGCAACUUUGUAGCAGUCUACGAUGGUGGCAGCUCAGUGGAAGACCUGAAGAGUAAGUUCUGCUCCACGGUGGCCAAUGACAUCAUGCUUGUUUCCACACUGGGAGUGGUCCGCAUGUGGGCAGACGAGCUGAGCCGUAAAAGUCGUUUCCGCAUCCUUUUCACAACCUUCCAAGAGCCUCCAUGUGAUGCAGAUGCCUUCUUUUGUCACAGUAAUAUGUGCAUAAACUACACGCUGGUGUGUAACGGCUUACAGAACUGUGUCUACCCCUGGGAUGAGAACCAGUGCAAAGAAAAAAGAAACACCAAAUUCCUGGACAACCUGAACACCACAAACGGGGCCAUAAUUGGGGUAACGUGUUGCAUUGUCUUCAUCCUCCUCAUCGUCUCUGUCAUUGUCCAGAUAAAGCAGCCACGAAAGAAGUAUGUCUUGCGGCGUGAGGACUUUGACCCCACCAUGUUUCAGGAGGUUUUUGAACCGCCCCACUACGAGUUGUGCACUUUACGGAGUGCUCCCACUCCCACAGCAGCGUCAGCCGACUUAGUUGACCUGGCUGAAGAUUUUGACAACUACCACGCCCUCCGCAGUGCCUCCUCACGCUGCGUUCACGACCACCACUGUGGCUCCUCCUCCAACCCCGGCUCCGCACACAUAUCCCAACUGUCGCUCAGCGGGCGAGGAAGCCGCAGUAAUUUGAGCGUCCGGGACAGCGCAGCUGCCACUCUGCUGGCAGACCUCCCGCAGCCGCCCAUGGCCGUCCGGCCCCUGCUGCCCACCACAGGGAACCGCAGGAGCAUCUUGGUCAUGAAGCACAGCUACUCACAGGAGGCGGCGGACACUGGGUGCGACCUGGACGACGACCUGGAAGACGUUCCUACCACCAGCCACCGACUCUCGCGUCACGAAAAGGCAGUACAGCGGUUCUGCCUCAUUGGCUCUUUGAGCAAACAUGAAUCAGAGUACAACACAACUAGGGUCUAGGAGACAAUCUCAAGACUUCUUGAGAAUAGCGUUCUCCUGGCGCAGUUUGAGCGGAAUUCUCUGACAAGUGAAAAAGCGGAGCAGAGAUUUACACCAGCAUGAUGAUGAUGAUGAUGAUGAUGAUGAUGAAGGACACUGAUGAAAUGAACACUGGGGGGGGGAUUUCAUGUGCAAAGCUGAACACUGAGGACUAGAUGGAAUCAGCCCAGCUGCUGUGAAAGGCUGUUUCCUCCUCUGGACUUUUACUUUCACAUCAUUCAAUUUGAGCUUCAGGUCGUUCAAAACACUCGUCUAUGUUAUAAGUCCCUCCUAACUUGACUUAUCGUCUUUGUUUCACUUAUUUAGAAUUAUUGACUUGAAUAUUCUGAUUUAAACAACUGAUUAGAGUUCCUUAAAUUGGGUCAAAAUUUGAAACAAAUGGAAUUCAUUACUAACUUCAUCCAAUUCGGGAUUUCUGGGAUUACCAAAAAAAGUUUAAGACUAUUGCUUCUGCAUGCUUCUUUUCUAAAAGCAUCUACAUGAUAAAAUGGUUAAGAAUAUUCUUACUAAUACUAAUAAUUCCCUUCAGAACCCUCAAAGUACUUUGAGUGUGCUGCAUGUUCAACUAAGUUUUUUACACAACAUUGCCCCCUAAAAUAUCCUAAAUUAAUUUGACAAUAUUUCUUUCUGAACAUUUCAACUAACUUUUAGAUAGGCUUUGUUUUUUUUUUAUUUUGUAACUAAAACAAAAUAAAAAUAAAAAUAGAACAUCACUUUUAAUGUAGGAGCUUCGUGUCUUUAUAAUGAAACACAUUUAUACUAAAGGUAUCAAAAGAAUGAAUUGUUUUUAAAAAAUAUGAUCUUUCAGGGCUAAUUUUACCUGUGCUUUAUAAAACAAUAGAAAUGAAUUGUAUCCUUUUUUUUCUCUUGAAUUUACUGAUCUGAUCUACAUUUGUCUGUGUGUUCUUGUCUGAGGAACAUUAGUUAAGAACAAAAGUAAUUUGUUUCUUAUCAAAAAAGACAAUAAAGUGACAAAAGCGGCUAUUGAAUCCUGCAACGUGUCAUGGAAAAAGGCAGCCUUCGCUAAAUAAAUUCAUAAAAAUUCACAUUAUGAAGGAAUAUAGAUAAAAGUUGUAAUGGAAUUUACAAAGAUUUUUUUUACAUUAAAUUUGGGAUCUGACCAUAAAAAUAAACUGUAUAGGUAAGAAAUAAUAUUUUAUCUGAAUAUGCUCUAUUAUGCAUCUUUGCAAAACUGCUGCACAUGUUCAAUAAGAUUAAUAAUUUUGAAAAAUCUUUGUUGGAAGAUUUUUUUUAAAGUCAUCCUGCUCCAUGUGUGAGUUCACAUCAAGAAUGUGGUUUGUUUUUAUCAUUUUAACAACUUCCUUGUCUGAUUUGCAUCACAGUUUGUUGCAUUUGCAUCUCCUGAAAGUCAUAAGUUUUGUCCAAAUACUAACAUAGUAUUUUUAUAUUUAAAGUUCCGUAUUCUCCGAUUGGCUGAAAGGUGUUUGGAAGCCGACUGUGAGGGUUGCGAGUUUCAUGUGCAGUGCCUUUAUUCCUUGAAAAAAUGUGUAUUUUUUCUCAUCCAUUUCCAAAUCUUGAAGUUUUUUUGGCUAAUUCCUUUAUAAAAAUUAAAAAAGUAGCGCAUUUAGUCAGAAAUACCAACUUAGAGCUUAAAGGCCUCCAUAUUAAGACUCUUUUCUGCAUGUGGCCUUUGGGAAGCAGUUGAGAAGAGGUUUUUAUUUUAUUUUAUCUACCUUGGACUGUGAGAAAUUAUUCAAAAAAUACCUAAAAUUCUUAAUUAGUUGUAAUAAUUUAGGUUUCUUUGUUUAUUAGUACUGGAUAAAGAUCAGAUAAUAUUUAGUCAGAAAUUGAUGCAAACAUUUUUCCAAACAGGAUGUUUCUGGAUUUAUUUUGCCAGUGCAGUUCUUUGACACAUUAACACACUUGUGCUUGUGAGUUUUCUCGUGUCUAAAUGUGUUUUAUUUCUUUUUUGUAAUAAUUUGAAUUGCAUUCAUCAUGUACACGCCUGUACGUGUGUCUUUAGUGUCACAAAAACACGCAUCAUCCACUGUUUCCUCUGAUCCAUGUGCAGUCAUCUCUGUGGUUACUAAAUAAACUGUUGGGUUUUUUUCUGUUUCUGCACACAUCGCUUUAACUUUGUGUCUGUCACUGCUGGACAGUUCACCUCUCACAGAAAUAAAUCCAGAAGGAAACCUGUGCAGAGCUGCACAUGCACUUAUCGAUUUUUUUCUGUCUGUUUCUUCCCUCUCAAACACACACAAACGCGCACACGCAAAGUCGCAAACUCAUCUACCAGCUCAGAGACGGAGGCGGAGACGUCACUAAUUAAAUGCACCAUUCCUCUGCAUCCGGACACAUUUCACAGCGACGUAUCGGUUUCCCUCCCACACUCCUCUUUAAAGGACUUUUUUCCGUAGUAACUUGUAGAUUGCAGAGAUGAGGGAAAACAAUUAGCAGAAAGUUUGCAUUUGCUUUGGAUGGAAGAUAUGGAUUUUUCUAGAGUGGAAGAACCUUGAAGUAUCAUUUGAAAUAGACAACUUUCAGAAAAUUUAACUUUUUUGGGGGAGAACACAGUACCUUUAAUGUAAAUUUGUUUGAAGAGACUUAAAAAAAUCUUUACAGGUUUGAAAACUGUUUUUAAGUAUCUGUCAAAAUACAAAAGCUUUUAUUUUUUUAUGUUGACGUGAUGUCUUCACGAUAGAAACUUGUGUUGUUUUAUAUAAACUGGUCAUUAGAAAAGUUAAAGGUAAUGUUACAGCUUUUAAUUAUUGGAUCAACUAAUUUUUAGUUUAUUAUUUAUUUUUUUUGCAUUUUACUAACAGUUUAUUCUGAAUGUUUGUGAUGCAGAGGAUUUUUUAAAACUCAGUUUGGACAUUUAUUUGAUAACAUAUUGGGAAAAUGCUGGACUGAAUCUUUUAAAUAAACUAAUAUUUACCGCUUUUA
Molecule: messenger RNA, 5078 nt
Organism: Oryzias latipes (Japanese medaka)
Lineage: Eukaryota; Metazoa; Chordata; Actinopteri; Beloniformes; Adrianichthyidae
Source: RefSeq, a predicted model, not a curated record